UAUCCCAGUAACAUUCAGGUUCGAAUGCUGGUUGUACAACACUGGACACAAAUGCUGUUGGUAGUUCAAAGCCCGUACUAAGUCCAAAUGUUGUGCGAGGGAAAGGAAGACCUCCAUCUUUGAGGAGAGCAUCUAGGAUGGAGAAAGAAAUGCGGAAGGUUAAAGCCAAGCAGAAAAAAGCACCAGGAACAGGGAAACGUAAACUGCGAGAUGAAGGAGAUACACCACUCCCGGACACGUGUAGAAAUUUAUUUGGCUCAUCAGAAGUAGAUAUCACCAGUCCUAGUGAACUGCAGCAUGUUCGACAGAGCUCGAUUUUUAACAAUAGUGGAACCCGGCCCCGGGAAACAGUGAUCGGAAGUCAAGAAAGUAUACAGUUUGGGUUGGAUGGAUCACAACCGGUGGAGCAUGGGUUGGAUGGAUCACAACCGGUGGAGCAUGGGUUCGAUAGAUCACAACCUGAGAAUCAUGGAUUGGAUAGAUCACAACUGGAUUAA
Messenger RNA from Juglans regia (Persian walnut), 497 nucleotides. RefSeq lists its product as uncharacterized. NCBI's taxonomy places the organism in Eukaryota, Viridiplantae, Streptophyta, Magnoliopsida, Fagales, Juglandaceae. Bases 138 to 497 code for a protein of 119 amino acids. The transcript is spliced from 5 exons. The record is from RefSeq and is a predicted model, not a curated record.